UCGUGCGUCGUGGACACAAAAAUUCGAAUCGUUCUGGCGACGGAAAUUUGCACGUGGCAAAACGGUACUUUUACUCCUAUUCUCUCCUCCCCGCUCGCUGCGUGAGUGAUCUAACGAAAAACGGAAAGCGACGACAGCGAACAAAGGCAAAUAAAAGCGGAAUCCUGUGAAAAGUGAAAGCAAUUGAAACUCGCUUCAAAACAUGAAAUGAAAUAUUUUUCGGUGCAGGAUAUAUGAAAAAUCAACAGAACGGUUUCCCAAUACGAUAUAUACCAAUAAGUGUGUGUGCGUGUGCAAUUGUGUGAACACCUACAAAAGAAAUAAAAAAGGAAAUAACAAAUAACGAAUAAAGAAUAAAGAAGGAAAAAGGAUACGCGAGCUUAAGGCAAACGGACUUUCGACUGUCCCAUCUGACCAUCGACCAAGCCGAAGUCGAGGAUUAUUAUAUUCGCCAGCAGGGAAAACAAUAAAACUGCCCGAAGUCAUAAAAGCAGCAGCAAUACACAUGGAUGCGUGUAUAUAGAUCGGUGACUUUCGCACGAUCAAGAUGAAAUCCAGUCAGUCGGCCGCUAGUCUCGUCAUCCCAGCCCAUCAGCACAGAUAGUUUAAAUGACCAGAAAGAAAUCACGUCAAUCGAGAGCCACAUCGAAAUAGGUGAAGACAGUUUGAGGACCGAUAGCUCGGUCAGAUCGCACAACUCGAAGCUCCACUGUGUUGCGACAUGGGUGAAAGUCAGCUGCUGCUGUUGCUGCGGCUCCUGCUGCUGCCAACAGUCCUUGUUGGCUGGAUGGACUGUGCGGAGGCCUCCACGGCGGACAUCUACAAGGGCGCCCGCCUGGGCCACCGCAUCGUCCAGACCCGCUAUGGCCGACUGCACGGACUCAUCCUGCCGCUAGACAGCUUUCGCUUCCUACGAUCGGUUGAGGUCUUCCUAGGUGUGCCAUAUGCAACGCCACCCACCAAACAAAAUCGGUUUAGUCCCACGAGAGCACCGGCGCCUUGGGACGGCAUUCGGAUAUCGGAUAAGUACAGUCCCGUGUGUCCGCAGCGGCUGCCCAAUAUCCAAAACGAGACGGCGGCACUGGAGAAGAUGCCCAAGGGUCGCUUGGAGUACUUAAAGCGACUGCUGCCCUUUCUGGAAAACCAAUCCGAGGACUGCCUCUACCUGAAUGUCUUCUCGCCGGUCAAUGCCGGAGCCAAUGAGAAGAAAUUGCCGGUGAUUGUGUUCAUACACGGCGAGUCCUUCGAGUGGAGCAGCGGAAAUCCUUACGACGGCAGUGUCCUGGCCAGCUAUGGAGAAGUGGUAGUGGUGACACUCAACUACCGGUUGGGAAUAUUGGGUUUCCUCAAUGCCAAUCCCAAUCCGCAUGCCCAUGCCAGGGUGGCCAACUACGGGCUGAUGGAUCAGAUGGCCGCUCUCCAUUGGAUCCAGCAGAAUAUCCAAAAGUUUGGCGGGGAUCCCAACUCGGUGACCUUGGCGGGUCACGGAACGGGAGCGGCCUGCAUCAAUUACCUGAUGACCUCGCCCACAAUGGUGAGGGGUCUCUUCCAUCGGGCCAUUCUCAUGUCCGGCUCUGCCUAUUCAUCCUGGGCCCUGGUCGAAGAUCCCGUGCUGUUCGCCAUCAAGCUGGCCAGGGAGGUCAACUGCACCAUUCCCGAGGACAUCAACCGGCAUCACGAGCAGAUUGUCGACUGUCUGAGGGAUGUGCCGCUGGAGGACCUCUACACCGCCGACAUUCAGGCUCCCAACUUUCUAACAUCCUUCGGGCCAUCGGUUGAUGGCGUUGUCAUACGACCCGGACAUUCCAAUCUCGAUAUCGAUGAUUUAAUGGCGCGCAACUCGAGGCGUUCGUCAGCGGACUCCGGCUUCCAAUCGUCCGGCGGAUCUGGAGGUGGUGGAGGUCCAGGGGGCGCAGCCGGUGGCUCCGGAUCUUCGUUCGGCGGCGGCGGAUAUUUUGGAGGCGGCGGUGCGGGAACGGCCAGCAUGGGCGGUCACUAUGACGUCCUCUUUGGCGUCGUUACGGGCGAAUCGAUUUGGCGCUUCAGUGCCCACGAUAUACAAAACGGUUUCGAGGGCGACAGACGCGAUAAAAUUAUCCGCACCUACGUCCGCAAUGCCUACAAUUAUCACCUCAACGAGAUAUUCUAUACGAUCGUCAACGAGUACACGGAUUGGGAUCGCACCUCGCAGCAUCCGAUCAAUACCCGGGACACGGCAGUGGCCGCCCUGUCGGAUGCCCAGUUUGUGGCUCCGAUUGUCCGAGCCGGCGAUAUCCUGGCCGCCAAUUCCCCGCCCCCCGUGAGCUCAUCCUCGCCCGCUGGCUCCUCGGGGGCGAAUGCAGCUGCCUCAACAUCGGCGGGCGGCUCCACCCAGCCCUCCGGUCGGUGCUACUUCUAUGUGUUCGAUUACCAGACGAAGGACGGCGACUAUCCCCAGAGGAUGGGCACCGUGCACGGCGAGGAUUUGCCCUACAUUUUCGGUGCCCCGCUGGUCGAUGGCUUCAGCCACUUUCCGCAGAACUACACCAAAUCGGAGACGGCUCUUUCGGAAGCGGUGAUGAUUUUCUGGACCAACUUUGCACGCACCGGCAAUCCUAACGAACAUCAUCGCCAGGACUCGUCGCUGCCGGUUUCAAAGGAGCGCAACCGCUUCCGCAGCAUCACCUGGGAAAAUUAUGAUCCGCUGCACCAAAAGUAUUUGGAAAUAGGAAUGAAGCCGCGCAUUAAGAAUCACUUUCGGGCCCAUCAACUCUCGAUUUGGCUGCGCCUGAUACCGGAGCUCCAUCGCGCCGGGAUGGAGGAUGUGAUAGCCCGGCACAAUCUGUUCCGCAAUCACGACGAUAUGGACCUGUACGAGGGACCCGUUAAACCGGAUCCGUUUGGCAUAUCGUCAGCAGGCGGAUCAACCGGCGGCUCCUCAUCCUCAUCGUCGUCGUCAUCGCGGCUCCUUCUCGUCGAUGAGCAAUUGAUGAUGAAGAAGGGGCGGGGACUGAACGCCUCGGCCUAUUUGAACGGCAUAUUGGGCGUCACCACCGUUGAGCCGAACAACAUGUAUACGACCUGUAUACCCAUUGGAGGAAAUUACUCGGGCGGCGGCGGUGUCUUUGCACCCACCACUCUGGCCAACGCCUCGUCGGAUACUUUGGCCUCUGGGUUCGAGGCAGCCGGCUAUGCGGCCUAUUCGACGGCCCUCAGUGUUACGAUUGCAAUUGGCUGCAGCCUGCUGAUACUCAAUGUGCUGAUUUUCGCCGGCGUCUACUAUCAGCGCGACAAGACGCGGCUGGAGGUGAAGACCCUGCAGAAGCAGUACCAGCAGCGCAAUAUGCACCAGCAGGUGCCCUACCCACCGGAGCCCAUCAAGCACGCCCACUACCACAUGGGUCACUCGCAGAGCUCGGCGAACGUCAUCGUGGACGUGGAGAGCCAUCAGGACCAGGCCGGCCAGGCCGCCAUGCUGCUCCAAGCCGCAGCAGCCGCGGCGGCAGCAGCGGCCAACGACGUCAAGCCACCGCCACCGCACAUCUGCUCAAAUACAGGUAUGCAACAGCAGGUGGGUGGCGGCAGCGGUGGAGCCCUAAAUAACGGUGGCAUCGAGGGGUCAAAGGUGACCACAGACAAUCUGGGCAACGUCACUUACAGCACCAGCUCCAAGCAGCAGCAGCAGCAACAUCAGCAGCGUGAGCACAUGCAAAUCAAGGGAAUGACCGGCACGCAAACCUUCGCCCGAAGUGGCUCCGGAUCAGGGGGCGGGGCAGGAGGCGGAGGAGGUGGAAGCGGUGGUUCCGGUUCCGGUGGCGCCUCCGUGGUGGUAUCCGGCAGCAGUGUGAGCUACAAUCCCGGCAUGAUGACGCUGCCCAAGUCGGGGGGACUCCAUCACGCAGCCACUUUGAAUUAUGCGCGCAACACGGCCGCCUUGAAUUUGUCGGGCGGUGGAACAGCCCUGGUGGAUAGUCGCGGCAAUGUCCUGCUCACCAGCACAGCAGUGGGUCCUGGAAUGGGCGGUGGCUCUGGCGGCGGAGGAGGAGGAUCCAGCGGUGGCGGAGGCGGUGAUUGUAUGACCCUGCCACGCAAUCUAAGUCUGGCGGCCGCAGGACGACACAAUCCCACGACAGCCGAGCUGCAGCAAUAUCAACAGCAACAGUCGGGCAAACAUCAGGCAAAUGGAGCUGUCCUCACUGGCAUUCAGUCGCAUCACAUACGCGGACCACGCCCACCGCUCCGCACCGCCUCCUCGACGACAACGAACAGCAGCAGCAAUAACUCCGCCAUGGGCGUGGCCAUGGGCGGGGGCGGUGGUGGUGGAAACAUGCUGCUGGACCAAACGCCAUCCGGCGGCAGCAGCAGCAGCGGGGUGAGCAGCGCCCCCAGCUCCUCGAAGGGUCACCACACCCACUCGCACUCGCAUGCCGCCCACCUGGUCCACUCGCACGGCGACGGCCUCGUCCUGACCUCCGCCUCACCUGUGGGCGGUCAGCAGCAGCAUCAGCAUCCGCAGCAGCAGCAACAGCACCCGCAGCAGCAUCCGCAACAGCAGCAACAACAGCAAGUGCCGCAGGCGGCGAUGGACGAGAUGCGCGAGUUCUAUGCACCGAAGCAGGCGGAUGAUGACGGCCAACUCAAUGGGACACCAGCAGAUGCAGCAGCUGCGGAGGGCGAUGGAGCGGGAAAACCCGGAGGAGGAGGAGGAGGAGUAGGACCACCGCCCAUCAGUGACCACAGGCAGCGACAGCAGCUGAAGAAGUUGCGUUUCAAGCGGGAAAUGCACGCCUUGGCGCUCGAGGGUGGCGAUGUGGCCAGGGGCUACUGCUCCUGCGACGAGCAGUGGACCAACUCCUCCUCGCCGACGUCCACCAUUUCGCCAACGAUGCCAACUGCCGGAAAUGCCAGAGGCGUAGGCGGCGGAGGGGGAGGACGCCUUGCAACCGGAAACGGGCCUGGAAACUCCAGCGGCAGCAGCGGUAUUGUCAAAAUGGCGGCUGCCACGCCAAUGGCGGCGACGGCGGGAAAGCGUAGCGGGCGGCUCAAGCAGCAGCAUCAUGUGCGCUUUUCCGACGAGAAAAACUUCUCGGAUUGAGGGGGAAAAACCAACUACUAGACUGCACCUAAUCUCUGUUUAGUCAUAGGCGAAAAAAAAGUCAAAAACAAAUCAUCAGAAAACCCUAAGAAAUUAUAUUACAAAUCGGUAGAUAAACGUAAUCAACUAAGGAUCCUGUAAAUAUAGUUCGAAAGUGUUAGUUAAAAUAUCUGUGUUUAGUUGCUCGAUAGAUCUGUUGUGAAACAUACAUAUAUAUGCGUAUAUAUAAAUAAAAUAUAUAUGUAUGAGUAUAAUCAAGUAAUCACGUAAGCGUAGCACAAAUGCAUUUUUUCCACUCAUCAGCUAAUUGAAAGCAAAUAUUGAUGGAGAUUGUUGAUAACGGAAUUCUGUUGACGGCAUUGUAAAUAUUCUAGUCAAAAUAAACAUAAAAUGUGGUAUUAUUUACUGAAAGUAAAACGAUGAAAAUAAAAUUAAAAAAGUACACUUAAAAUGAAAAAAAGAAACACAAACAUGGCUCAAAAUAGAUUAGAUUAACAAUGAAAGUAAUGAGAGGCAUAAUUGAAAACAAAUAACUAGUUAAUUAUUUAAAUUAAUACUCCGAGGAUGGAAAGUAAACAAGUGACGCUUUUUUUUACUGUGUACAAAGCCAGCCAACACACUGAAAAAUAAAAAAAACAAAAUGUUUAAUUUAAAGGAAAUCGAAUUAAUUGUAAAACACACCGAAAAUUGUUGCAAGGCUUUUAAAAUAUACGUUUGUAAUUCUUUUCCUUAUGAAUUGAUCAAGAACAAAAGCACAUUUUCUUUUAUAAAAUCCUACCAACGUAAUAGUUACCUCAACCUAACAAAAACUGCCAAUCAAUCAACUGUUUCAUUUUGUUUUUACUUUGGAUUAUUCUAAUAAGUCUGUCUUAAGUCUAAGUACUCUUCCAGUUAAUUUGUAAAACAUUCUGACAAAAACCCAUAAAAAGCGUCGCCAAAAAAAAAACAAAAUAUGAUAUUUGUAUUUUUAAGACUACAUUUAUAAUCGUCUAGUUUAAAAUAUGAAAAAAAAAUGAUUGCAGACAUGCAAAGAACUUAAUUAAGUGAUUAAUAUGAAAUAAAGUUAAACUAAA
Molecule: messenger RNA, 6147 nt
Organism: Drosophila takahashii
Lineage: Eukaryota; Metazoa; Arthropoda; Insecta; Diptera; Drosophilidae
Gene: Nlg4
Product: Neuroligin 4
Biological process (GO): modulation of chemical synaptic transmission; presynaptic membrane assembly; chemical synaptic transmission
Cellular component (GO): plasma membrane; synapse; cell surface
Molecular function (GO): signaling receptor activity; neurexin family protein binding
Source: RefSeq, a predicted model, not a curated record